This is a messenger RNA of Anopheles coluzzii, 10652 nucleotides long. It is a transcript of the gene Tet, whose product is annotated as DNA N6-methyl adenine demethylase. Gene Ontology annotation, biological process: positive regulation of transcription by RNA polymerase II; oxidative demethylation. The coding region runs from base 1980 to 10574 and encodes 2864 amino acids. Gene Ontology annotation, cellular component: nucleus. Gene Ontology annotation, molecular function: DNA 5-methylcytosine dioxygenase activity; DNA binding; zinc ion binding. The record is from RefSeq and is a predicted model, not a curated record. The transcript is spliced from 14 exons. NCBI's taxonomy places the organism in Eukaryota, Metazoa, Arthropoda, Insecta, Diptera, Culicidae.
UUUCAAAAUUGCCUCUCAAAGCGUGCGGAUGUACGCCGUCCGUACUCGCGUCGAGUGUUGGGUUUUGAAUUCUACCAGUGCUACGUAAAAUAUGCAGUGGUCAGCACAGUUAGGAACGUGAAACCAAAGCCAAGCUGAAACGCAAACGCAAACCCCCACCCGCACGAGACGCGCCACAAACACUUUCGCGCGUCGGGUGCAACCAACUAAUAUUCUAUUCAAUGAAACUGCAACGGUUUCGCAUACGUCAAGUUAAACUACUUUAGAAAAAAGUUUCCUUCGUGUGUUUUUUUUGUUCUUCUUCUUCUGUUUGUUCUUCGCCCCCAUUAAUUUAAACGCUAUUUAUGUAUUUAUCGCCGUCGUCGCUUAACUUAUUUAUUUAUUUAAAUUAUUCAACCUGUUUGCCACAACAACGCCAACAGCAGCAGUAAAAGGCAAACGCAAAAAAAAUAAUAACAGUCAACAAUCGUCAACAAAUAUUUGCUAGUUUAAAACUUACAAAAGUUACAAAACAAAAACGAAAAUUUGCACCAACCAUUCGCAAGCUUCUAAGUCCCUUAUUCUUCAUUCGCUAAGUAACUUAUUCGGUUUGGUUCGAGGUGUAAGUUUUCUGUAAUCGACAAAAGCUAGCACGCGAAGUAAAAAUCCAGCAGAGGUCAAACAAAAGUGCAUUCACGGGAGUGGAAGGCAACAGCGACAGUACAAAUUAUCAAAUCAUCCCCAUCGAGAGCGUAAUUAAAAGAAGAUCUACCAAAAAGCGAAAGUCAGCAAAAAUAUUAAAAUAAAAAAACGCAAACCCACCCUGUUUUCGAACGGAAAAGCGUAAUUUUCGACAAUAAAAAGAAAGACGACAAAUUGCAUCCAGUGAAAACCCAUCCCGGAAAUCAUCCAGAUCAUCAACGCCCAUCAAGUCAAGCUCAAAACAAAGUUAAAAGAAGUAAAAAACCAAAAUACGCAAAAUACAAAACACAAACCAAUCAAAGUACAAAGUAAAUUACAGAGGAAAUAUUUAAAGUAUUUAAUAGCGAAGAGUUUAAGAGAGAAACAAAAACGGAUAGCAAAACUACACGAAACUAAACCAACAAAACACAACAAACAAACAAACAAAAUCGUACCAAAAGCAAUCAAAUCGAACGAGAACGAGUGGUUCUCCCCACCCUGCCCCACGCAAUCAAAGUGUUCAGGAAAUCGUCGUCCGAAUUCCAAGCGCCGCCAACCAAAAAAUACGAAACCCAAAAAGAAAACAACUAAAAUUUUAACAAUUUACCAAAACAAAUCUUGUACUUGUACAAAAACGAGCGAAAGAGUGCGUGCGAGUGUGUGUCGUGAAGUGUUGUAUUUUUCGCCGGGGAGAAACGUGAAACGUAGUGACCUGCACUAUUUAUCGGAAGCAAUCCACUGAUCAGUUCGGUCGCGAUCGUGCUAGCCUUGUAAGUGAUAGUUCAACACGCCGAGAGGAGAAAAACAGCAAAUAAAUCUAAUCAUUCGAGACGGAUCAGAGUAUUUUUUAUACGUGCAAAAGCAAUUUUUCCAUAGCGUGUAAGUGCAGUGUGUCGUUUACAAUACCAAAAAUUAAUACAAAUCAGCAGAAGCAGUUCAGGAAGCGCCAGAACUACCUCUCUUCUCUCCCGCUCAACUGCGUGUGUAUGUGUAUGUGUGUGAAAAGUGUCCAAAUUACGCGGGUGAAGUGAAUUAUUUGUGUCUAAAAGGAGGUAAAAUAUAGAAACAAAAACAGUCCCUCUACAGACAUUCGGGUCGUUUCCCUCUAUACAGUGAACUUUUCGUUGUUCUAGUCGCGCGUCGCGAGUGUUCUCACGGUUAGGUAGAAGGAGGUGAGUGAUAGUCAAAGUAAAGGUUAAGAUAGGAAGGUGUGCAUUUGAGCAACCCCGAUCCCAGUGGUGAGUGUAUGAUCGUGUAAAGGACGACCCAAAGGCCCUCGCAAAGAUGCCGCACGGCAGCAGCGGGUUGCGAUUCGGAGCAUGACCUCGAUGAUGAGCGCUAGCACCGCGGACGACACGACCCAGCAGAGUCUACCGUCGUUCACGUCGUUCUCCGCCGAGCUGGAGCCCUCGUGGGACUACUACGAGCAGCGUCCGGAGCGUUCGAACAGUGCCACGAACGGGUCCACCGAUGUGAUUGCAUCGCAGACGACCUCUAACGGCAGCUACACGCGUCCUUGGGAGAUGGACACCAAGGAGAAUCGUAUGGCGCCCCCGAACGGGCCGCCCGGCACGCCCGGGCCACCGCCUCCGCCCACCCCGAGCGGGUUCGAUCAUGGCGGCUUCCCGAAGCUGCCCUCGUUCCAGAGCCAGUUUCACAGCUUCACCGAUCCGGCCAUGGUUACGCCGGAACCGAGCCUGCCGCAGGUGACGGCCGUCCCCGUACCGAUCUCACCGAGCUCCGCCUCACCCGGUACGGGCGGCUCGCUGACACAGCUAACGCAGCUGACACCGACUCCGCUGCCACCGCUGCCACAGGGUGGGUUUCACACACUGUCAGCGGUUAACUCGCGCCCGUACCCGAUCGUACCGGCCGCUAUUCCGGUCCGCGAGCUGGCCGGGAUCAAUCACCAUCAGCAUCAGUAUAUUGACGAGCGUCACAUUCAGCUGUACCAACCGAUGGCCACGUUCCAGGGGCAAACCAUCCCGACGCUCGCCGUCAUCAAGAAGGAGAUGGUGGACUACGAGAUGACGCCGCUCAACAAUGGUACCGCGUUGCAUCAUAGCAACUUCCAGAACCCACUGCUGGACAAUGGACUGUUCGCCCAGAACGGUACGGUGCACCACAUUCAGCACCAACCGACUCAGCUGCAGCACCAUCUGCAGCAUCAUCAUCAUCAGCAACAGCAGCAGCAGCAGCAGCAGCAGCAUCAGACCACGAUCAUUCAGCAUCAGCCACAGCUGCAGCUGCACCAUCAGCACAAUCUGGUGACACCGUCGGAUCACCACAACAACAACAACAACAAUGGUAGCGCAACUGGGCCGACCACACCGAGCAGCAAGAUGGGCAGCGCCUCGGUCCGGCUGGAACCGGGCACGCCGGGCCAGAUCACGCGCAUUGACAAUCGGAAGAAGGAGCGGCGGAAAAUCCGUGCCGCGUCGCUCGAGUCCAGUGCCGAGUCGGAGGGCAGCGCGAUGGAGAUCGGCGAGAGUGGCAAUCCGGGCCAGGUGGCGGCCAUCUCUAGCACCGCCAACUUCAAGAGCCCGAUGCACACGAUGAGUAUGGACACGGAUGAUGGUGGUACUCCGGGCGAGAAAUCGACGAAAAAGAAACGGAAGCGUUGCGGUGAGUGUGUUGGAUGCUCGCGCAAGGAUAACUGUGGCGACUGUGCGCCGUGCCGCAACGACAAGAGCCACCAGAUCUGCAAGACGCGACGCUGCGAGAAACUGACGGAGAAGAAGAUUCUGUACGGCCCGGACGGCCAACUGCUCAAGCCCGAGUCCCGCCGGGGGCGUGGAAAGGGCAGCAAAUCGAAGGCAGCAGCGGCGGCAGCGGCAGCAGCGGCAGCGGCAGGAGCCACGAACGGAAGCGCUAAUGGAGCGAUCGUGUCGUACGACGCUAACGGACAGGCCGUCCGUGCUGAUGGAAAGCGUGGUCGCGGACGAGGACGUGGUGGCGGGAGUGGCCGCGGUCGCAAGGCACUGAAUCUCGGCGCUACGCCCAAGAACUCGGUCCCGCAGAACUCGGCCGUCAGCCCAGCGCCGGCCUCGUUGCCGCAUCCCUCCCCGAACACUACCACGCCGGCGACGCCCAAUGUGCAGCAGGUGCCGGGGCAGCAACAGCAGCAACAGCAGCAGCAACAGCAACUGGUGACCGUGUCCGGCGCACAGCAGCCCGGAACAGCAGCCCCACCGACCGCUGCCAGUACCGCCAGCGCAGCCCACAACAGCAACAACGGUGUGCUGCUCGCGACCGGCAUCCCCAGUCAGCACCAGCACCAGCAGCAGCAGCAUCAGCAGCAAGCCCAGCUGCAGCACCAUCUCGCCCGCCAUCCGCCUAUACCACCGGGCGCACCACCGCCGGGCGGAGGAGGUCCUGGGAGCCUCCAACAGCAGCAGCAGCAGCAGCAGCAGCAACAGCAGCAGCAUCACUCGAUCAUCGUCAAGUCGGAACCGAGCGUCGAAGUCAUGAAGGAUCAGCCGCAACAGCCGAUGGCCCCAAUGGCGUUCUAUCCCACCUGGCAGGCUGACCCGUCGCAGGGCUGGCAGAAUCAGUUCAUCCAACAGAUUCCACAGAACACGCCCGCGAUUACACCGCUGAACUCGCUCGAGUUCCAGCCACAGGGCUAUGCCGCUUACCAACCGAACGGUUACGUCCAGACCGCCGGCAUCGGGUUCGAUCCCAACUAUGGUCGCACGUACGCCGCACCGCCCGCGGUCCAGCGCUACGACUUCCAGACGAACCAGAUCGCCCCGAUCAAUCAGGUGUCGCUGCAGAGCGUCAGCUUCGCGCCGACCGUCACAUACGCCGGCCAGGUGUCGACCGGUCCGGCCACGAUCGUGUCCGGUCACGCCGGCACCACCACCAACCCGCACGACCAGUUCAAUCUGCAGCUCGGCGGCAGCAAACAGCAGCAACAGUCCACGGCGGCUGCCUCGGCGGCGUCGGGAAACGACAUGCCUGGAUAUCCACGGGUGAACAGCGUACCGCCGCGCUCACUCAAUUGUAAUGGGUAUUCAGGCCAGCAAGACUACGGCGGUCUGCAGACAUCGACAACGACGACCACGGCCACCACGGCGGCCAGUGCGAACGGCAGUAGCAGCAGCAGCAGUAGCAGCUCGGCCGCUCCUACCACUGGCACCUCGUCCGCGUCCCCGUCUGCAGCAACGGUUGCGACUGCACCGAACACUGGCAACGGUGGCGGAAGCAGUAGCAACAACAGCUCCACUAACAACAACAACAACGGUAGCACCGGUUCCUCGUCCUCCAUGCAUCCGCCCCAGGGUGUGCCACAGUCGCCCAACCGGCAGCCACCGCGGCCCAACUCGAACAACCAGCAGCAGCAGCAGCUGUACGCCCAGCAGUCUCCGAACCCCUACAACGGAAGCGCCGGAGGUAGCGGAGGCAGUCUGCAGCAGUCUCCGAGCCACAACGGCAACAACACACCGGCGGGCGGGUACGGCAGCGGCCAGAGCGGCAUGCACACACCGUCCCCGAUGCAGCAGGGCACCGCAGCAACGGACAAUCAGCAUCAGCAAUCGCCCAGCCACAUGCAGGGAGACUGGGGCUGGACUCAGCAGCAACAGCAACAGCAGCAACAAUCCCAGUCCGGCACAGAUCUCUUCAACCAGUCCGAUCGGGUCAACUUAAACUCGCGACUCAAGACGAUGAUCAUGAGCAAGGGCGACCAGAAGGAUGCGCUACUGGCCGGUGGGCAAUCGUCGCAUCUCGUCGGUUCCCAUCUUGGACUGCAGCAGCAGCAACAGCAACAGACCGGCACACAAUCGACCGGUCAUUUUUUAUCGUAUAGCCACCAUCUCCGAGACAGCCUGACGCCGACACACCACCUGGGCGGUGGUCCUGGGUCGGCACAGUCGGCGUCUAGCGCGGGCCCAGGCUUAAUGCCCGGUGGCUCCGGCAGCAGCAACAGCUCGAGCAGUACUGCAGCGAACGACGGUACUACUAUCGGAGAUGGUGGCGGCAGCGGAGGAGGAGGAGGGGGAGGAGGAGGACUGAUCAACAGCAUCGGCAAUAUGGUUGAUCAGAGCUGGAAGCACCAGCAAGGUGCAGGAAGCAACAGCAAUGGCAGUGGCACUAACAACAGCAGUAGUACGUCGGUGGCAGCAGCGGCGGGCAUGAAAUCCCCCUCGCUCACUGACCAUCACCAACAACAACAGCACCAUCAACAUCAUCAUCAUCAUCAUCAUUCACAUCAUCAGCUGCAGCAGCAGCAGCAGCACGAUCAUCUGCUCGCGGGUGAUCUGCACCACGGUGCGAAGCAUUCGGUUUUUGAGCAGAAGCAGCAACUAAUCGACAAGAAUAAUACGGAUCCCGGUGGAGGCGGCGGCAUCGGUUCGCCGACGGGCGUCGGCAGUGAGCUGAAGGGCAAGAUGGGCAAGUCGGGCGGGUCUUCCUCCUCCUCGUCUGCGGCCGGCUCACCGUCCGCUGGGUCACCUUCGUCGAAGGCGAAGGGAAAGGGCGGCGACAAGCAUGGCAAGUCGAAGCAUGGCGGCCAUCACCAUCAGCAGCAGCAGCAACACCAGCAGCAUCAUCUCGACCAUCUCGGGCUGGUGGAUGGGAAGUCGUCCUCGAGCUACUCGAGCUCCAACUUUAUGAUGCAUCACGAUCAGCAGCUGCAGCUUCAGCAGCAGCAGCAGCAUCAAGGCUACUCCAACAUGAACCAAACAUAUCCAGGCAGUGGUUCGACGACCCCGAACGGUAGUCAUCAGACGUCUUCCGGGUCACUGCUCGGCUACUCGCCAGCCGGUGGAGCGUCCUCCAUGAUGGUCGACAGCAAGCUGGUGGACGACAAGAGUCCGUUGAAUCGCUUCCGGCACGACUCCCUGUCGAGUGGGUUCAAUCCGCAUCUGCAGGCGGGCGGUACUGGGACCUCCGGCGCUUUCCACCAUCCCGGGGGAUCAUCGGCCGGACAGUCGGCCGGAUCGGGCUACAAUCUGAUGAGCGUCAAGAAGGAGCCGGGUCUGAUGGAUGACGGUCAGACGGCGCUGCCCAAGUUUGACGGUGGGUACGAGAAGAACUAUCAGAACUUUAUCCGGUACGGUGACUACUGCGACAACACGCAAUCCCCUGGCGCGCAGGCAUCCUUACAGGCCGGUGUUGGUGGCGGCGCAGGAGGUGCCUCCGUGAAGAGUGCAUCCACAGACUACAACAGCUACUACUCGCCGUACGGUAGCUACUCGAGCUACUCGACCCAGAGCUACCCGAACUAUCACAACCAGCAGUCGUCGGCAGCGGCGGCCAGCGGGUUCGGCAGCGGCACGGGCAGCAACAGCAACAGCAACAGCAGUCUUCCACCAGCGCAAACACCGGAAGGGAAUGCGCUGCUCUCGCUGCCGGCCAUCAGCACCCCGGUCACGCACCAAACCAACUUCGAGCAGCAGAUCCCGGCCCACACGUACCCGAUCCCGAAGAACAACAGUCUGCUGCCCGCAUCUGACCAGGGCGUCUCGAUCAAGCUGGAGGCGGACGAUUCGGCGUACGGUGGAAGUAUGGGCAACAGCUCGGCUACGCUUGGCUCCGAGCCGGGAAGUGAUCCGGGCAUUGGCAAUCAAUCGUCGGGCAGUGGGACCGGUGCGCUGGCGGAGAUUGAUGUCGGUAGUCAACCGGUCGCAACGACAGUAGGUGGAACGACUACUACCACCACGACGACGACGACCACCAACACCACCACUGGCACCAAGUCCAAGUCGAAGAAGGGCGAGAAGAAGGACAAGGCGGCGAAGGAUAACAGCCACGGUGCGGGAGGUGACGGUGCCGAUGGAAAGGCGGAAGGUGGAGCCACGACCGGUGGUAGCACUACCAGCAAGAGCAAGAGUAAGAAGGAGUCGAAAAGCGUCAAGAAGGAACCGAUCGAUCCCGCCCAGAAGGCGGACGACGACAAGUUGGAGAAGUCGCACAAGCCGGAAGCGCCCGAUUGCGACUGUUUCAGCUCGGGCACGGACAAGGCACCGUCGGAACCGGGCAGCUACUACACGCAUCUCGGCUGUGCAGCGACGCUGGAAGAUCUGCGGCGGGAGACAGAACUGCGCGUCGGCCUGACCGGCAAGCAGCUGCGCAUCGAGAAGGUCGUCUACACCGGCAAGGAGGGCAAAUCGAGCCAGGGCUGCCCGAUCGCCAAGUGGGUGAUCCGGCGCGUCGACCCGGAGGAGAAGCUGCUGUUUGUGGUGAAGCGCCGGCAAGGGCAUCGGUGUAAGGCGUCCUUUAUCGUGAUCUGCAUCGUGGUGUGGGACGGCAUACCGACGCACGAAGCGGACAGCGUCUACCGGAUGCUGGCGGUGAAGCUGAACAAGUUCGGCCUGCCGACCGUCCGCCGGUGCGCGACGAACGAGAACCGAACCUGCGCCUGUCAAGGUACGAACGGACUCGAUCCAGAGCUGUGCGGCGUUUCGUACAGCUUCGGGUGCAGCUGGUCGAUGUACUACAAUGGGUGCAAGUACGCCCGCUCCAAGACGGUGCGCAAGUUCCGGCUGUCGGUGAAGAACGAGGAAGCGGAGAUUGAGGAGCGCAUGAACGUGCUGGCCACGAUGCUGAGCCCGCUGUAUGUGACCGUUGCCCCGCAAGCCUUCCAGAAUCAGGUGCAGUACGAGCGGGAGGCUCCGGACUGUCGGUUGGGGUUGAAACCGGGCAAACCCUUCUCAGGCGUGACGUGCUGUUUAGACUUUUGUGCCCACACGCACCGCGAUCUGCACAACAUGCAGGACGGCUGCACGGUGCAGGUGACGCUGCUGAAGCCGUUGCCGCCGGGCGUGAAGCCGGACGACGAGCAGCUGCACGUGCUCCCGCUCUACACGAUGGACACGACGGACGAGUUCGACAGCGAGGAGGGCCAGAAGAAGAAGCACGAAACCGGCGCCAUGCAAGUGCUGGAGAAAUUCCAGACGGAAGUUCGUGUCCGCUCGACACCGCUGCAGCCGUGCCGGAGGCAUGGCAAGAAGCGCGGCAACGGCAAGGACGAAAAGCUCGGCAAGGAUGGUUCGGAUGGAGCGGCACCAGACACGCCACCGCCUCCACCACCACCAACCAAGAAGGAGAGUAAAUCCAAGAGCAAAAAGUCAUCCGCAGCUUCGACCGCGUCGAGUGGCGGUUCCACCGCGAACAGUGUCGCAUCGCCUGGACCCGGUGGCAGUGGGUCAACGGGAGCCGGGGGAGGUAGUGGUGGUUCCGGUUCGGGAUCGCCCCGUGCCCACACACCCGGCAGCCAGAAGUCAACGGGCAGUGGGAAGGGCGGUAGCGGCAGUAACGGUGGUUCGUCCAAUGCCGCGCUCGAUCCGGUAACGGGCGUGCUGACGGAAAAGCACAGCUCCCCACUGCACGGACAGGGUGCCGGAGGUGCUGGAGGUGCUCUGGUAGCGGCCGGUGGUGGCAAUGGAGGCACGGGAGGUAGCAGUGCGUUCACCGCACCGAACACGAUCAACUCGCCCAACUCGCUCGCGAACAAUGGCAACAACACCAACAGCACGCUGAUCGAUAUGGCGUCCAUGAUCGAUAACUUUACGGACGCGCAGCUCCAGUCGAAUCAGAUUUCGAGCACGGUGCUCGACUCGCCGUACAGCUACGACUACAACACGGGCCAGUACAUCGACAACCGGCAGUACUACAACAACUGGCCGACGGAUUACUAUGGGAAUCGGGGCGAUCCGAGCAAGCUGGCCGGGUUGGGGCGGAACGAGGAGAUCCCGGACACGACGACGCGGCCGGGAAGCAAUAGCAGCAAUUCGGCGUUUAGUCCCAGCAUUCCGGAUCCGACGAAGACACCCACACCGAUCCAUAUGGAUGAUUACGGCAGUACGAAGCUGGGACAGGGACAGGUGCAUCAUCAUCACCAUCAGCUGCAGCAGCAACAGCAGCAGCAACAGCAGCAGCAACAUCAACAGCAGCAUCAACAGCAUCAACAGCAACAUCAGCAGCAGCAGCAUCAGCAGCAGCAGAGUCAGCAGCAGACCCAAAACACCUACCACACGCUGCAGCAGCCCGAGCAGGGCUUCGUGAAGCCCAAGCCGCCGGACUACAACCCGGCCGCCGGGUACGGCUACCACCAUCCCAACACACCGAUGGGCUACGGUUACCACCACCAUCACCAUCCGCCGUACCACCACACGCCGUACGAUCCGUACCAGAACUACAACUACGGCUAUCCGCCGCAAAGCUACCACCACCAUCACCACACGACAUAUCACAACAUGUAUCCGGCUGCGGCGGCCGCAGCUGCCGCCGCCCAGACGCAACUCCCGGGCACCGGCCCCGCCCCUCCACCGCCACCGACAGCGGUCAUUCCAGCACCACCGCCACCCUCCAACUGGAACCUGUACCCACCGCACCUCGGGACGGCGCCAUCCACCGCCCAACUGCACGUGGCAGCAGCCGCCGCCGGUGCGCUCGGCAAGCAGUCCGAGCUGGGCGGCGCUGUCGGGGCCGGCAUGAUGUCACAGUCGGCUGUCGUGCCGCAGGCGCCCGCUGCCCCCCCGUCAGCCCCCCUACCGCCGAAGGAAACGCUCGGCGAGGUGACGGAAACGAACGAGAAUCUCGACUGCUUCGAGGAUCCGCAGAUGGGCGGCGUGGCGAUCGCACUGCCCCACGGCAGCGUCAUCAUCGAGUGUGCCAAGCUGGAGAUGCACUCGACGACGGCGGUGAAAAAGCCGAACCGGCUGAAUCCGACCCGCAUGACGCUGAUCUUCUACCAGCACCGGAACCUGAACCGGCCGAAGCACGGCAUCGCGGAGUGGGCGGAAAAGAUGCGGCUGAAGAAGCUGGGCAUACCGACGAACGAUCCGCUGGACGAUAAGGAUAUGCUGCUGGAGGACGACAUCAAGGCGGAACCGCUCGACGAGCUGCACCAUAUGCGUCAUAUCGGUGAUGAACAUGACAUGAUGGACGUAGAGUAUCCGGGUGUCUAGUGGUGAGAGAAGGAUCUGCCAUCGAGGCCAACGACACUGGAUGAGCAGAUCGAGCGAACACAAGACGUUACCACAACA